CCCCCCUCUCGCAGACGGGGGGCCACGACAUUGACGUAGAGAUCAGGUGACCGUAACUUCUCCGACGGGACUCUUAUAAGGGAAGUUUGACAAGUUUGACUCAUUCUCCCUCCCGGUCCCGAACUUGGAUUUGAACUUCGGCAGAGAGUGAUUUUCACCAGUGGCGGAGACAGUCCCUCUGGGCCCUCUUCCUUCUCUCCCUAACUUCCCAGCUAACGCUCCCUGAGAAUGGGUGACUGGAGCGCUCUGGGUCGUCUGCUGGACAAGGUCCAGGCCUACUCUACUGCCGGGGGGAAGGUCUGGCUGUCGGUUCUCUUCAUCUUCAGGAUCCUGGUUCUGGGUACUGCAGUGGAAUCAGCCUGGGGAGACGAGCAGUCUGCCUUCAGAUGCAACACCCUGCAGCCUGGUUGUGACAACGUGUGCUACGACAAAUCCUUCCCCAUCUCCCACGUGCGCCUCUGGGUCCUCCAGAUCAUAUUUGUGUCAACGCCCACGCUUCUCUACCUGGCUCAUGUCUUCUAUCUGAACAGGAAGGAGCAGAAACUCAACCGGAAGGAGGAGGAGCUGAAAGCCGUGCAAAACGACGGAGGCGAUGUCGACAUCCCGCUGAAGAAGAUCGAGAUGAAAAAGCUUAAGUAUGGCAUCGAGGAGCACGGCAAAGUGAAGAUGAAGGGGGCUCUGCUCAGAACCUAUAUAGUCAGUAUCUUCUUCAAGUCUAUGUUUGAGGUGGGCUUCCUGCUUAUCCAGUGGUACAUGUAUGGUUUCAGCCUCUCUGCAGUCUACACCUGCGAGAGGUCCCCAUGCCCACAGAAGGUUGAGUGCUUCCUGUCCCGUCCCACAGAGAAGACCGUCUUCAUCAUCUUCAUGCUGGUGGUCUCGCUGGUGUCCCUGCUGCUCAACAUCAUCGAGCUCUUCUACGUCUUUUUUAAGAGGAUCAAGGAUCGUGUGAAGGGCAAACAGCAGCCCACUCUCUACCCCAGUGGAGGCACCUUGAGCCCCACCCCUAAAGACCUGUCCACCACCAAGUACGCCUACUAUAACGGCUGCUCCUCCCCGACUGCCCCGCUCUCACCCAUGUCCCCCCCAGGCUACAAGCUGGCCACAGGGGAGCGGGGAACCGGCUCGUGCCGCAAUUAUAAUAAGCAGGCCAACGAGCAGAACUGGGCCAACUACUCCACGGAGCAGAACCAGCUCGGCCAGAACGGUGGAGGAAGCACUAUUUCAAACUCCCAUGCACAAGCCUUUGACUUCCCCGAUGACACCCACGAGCAUAAGAAACUGUCCUCAUCAGCAGGACACGAGCUGCAGCCGCUGGCGUUGAUGGACGCCAGGCCCUGUAGCCGGGCCAGCAGCCGGAUGAGCAGCCGGGCCAGGCCAGACGACCUGGAUGUGUAAGCCCUGCUCCUUCCUCCUCCCACCUCUGCCUGGCUGACGGGAUGUGUGGCUGCGGCCAGAGAAUCAGGAAACACUCCAUCACAUAGGUUCAUAUAAGAGGCGGGACUAACCUCAAUCACUGUCUUCAGCAUAGAGACGCUUAGUCUAUCAAAGAGACAUUAAAACUCAUUAUGUAACACUGUCAAAGGUACAAGUUGCAAAUACUUUUUCAGUGACUUCUACCAUAACUUUUUAGUGGAGCUAACCCGGCUGUCAGAGACCAGAACAGCCACAGGAAUGUCUUAACAGAGGCGCUCCUUAGAACCAGUCACUGAUCAGCUCAAGAACCCAGGACCACACCGGUCAAAGAUGACUGAAUUGGUUUUAAUUUGCCGAGGUUGCGCAUCUUCCCGUUUUGAUCGUUUCUGCUCUUCUGCAUUUCAUGUACCACUGCCGUGGCUUAGAUCUGAAGGUAUGGUGACGGCUUUACGACAGGGUGCCUUCUUAGUUGGCCCUUUUAACACCUGGCCAGGGACACCAGACAGAAAUGAGCCUUCGAGGCUAGCUCUGGUUCAUUCAACAUUUCUUCCUCCUGUUCGUCAAUGAGCAUCGCCCCUGUCAAAUAAACUAAUUCAUAAAGCAAGAGCCCACUAGGGCGAGACACAAAUCCCCCUGCCCACACGCCCCACGUCCCCAAUUCAGCCAUAUGCUGUAAACACGUUGUAAUUUGUAGUUUGGGACGUGCACUCUGAUUACAGGCAUUAGUUAAAACUGGGACCGCGGACAGUUUGGCGUAACGGACCCAGACUGUCCAUACUGGCAGUUUUUCAGUGCUUCCCGAAAUGGACUCGUGUGAAAGCUUUUUUCCGGUCAGGUAACUAAAACUAUCUGGUUCAGGUUGGGGGAGGAUCUCCUCAGCGGUUAACGAGCCAAUGCUGAGUCUCGGCGAGAGACAGCAUGGCAAAAUGUCCAGUGUUGAAUUGGCUCUUUGUCCCUAAGAGGUUUUCCUGCAGAAUGAUGUCGCACUACUUCCACCUCAGCUCCUGAGACAGGGCAGUCGCUGCGGGUACGAUCGCAGCAGGCCUCUCGUGGGGAACGUGCGAACGUAGUUGAGGUAGUUGUUUGAACAAAUGACCGAUGCUGUUGUUUGUCAGGUGAGGACAGUCCCUCGCUCUAAUAUAAACCUGUGUGAUCAGCCGCGGCGUCACUCAAUCACAUUCCAUCGCUACCGACACUGUUGGAUGGACUCGGCCACCGUGCAGUCGGUUGCUCUUACAGUUUGCUUGUGUAAUAAAGCUGAGCUUUUACGUAUACGUCAACAUAAUUAAUACUUUUUUUUUUUGUCGCUGUUGUAACUCGCAGCCUAACUAUUUUAACCCAGUUCUCGAUUACAUUCGCAUUUUAGUCUCUCAGUCACAACAAAGUCAGCGGUUAUUUUUCUGGGCAGAGUGUCUCCCGCUCGGCUCAUCCUUUGCAUGUGACUCACAGUGAGGGUUUUGAGGAGAAUGCUUAUCAGUUGUAGUGAAUAUUUAUUGCUUGGCAACUGUAGGACACCUACCACUAAGAGGAAAAAUUGACUACUAUCCAGUAUCUCAUACUGACAGAAAACAUCGUACAUCAACUCCCCACCAACUGUAUAUUUAUUGACAGUAAAAACAAUUAGCAUUCUUUUUCUCUAGUAAGUUUGUCAGUCAGCGUGGACUGUUGUUUCCUGAUAAACUUUGAAUAUGUGUGGUCUUAUGUUUUCAUUCAGUGGUCUUAUUUGUCUUUUUUUUCCGGGUGUGUGUGAGAGCGGCAGGGCUGAGGGCACGGGCAGCUGUAGCGCAGCAAACUCUGAUCCGCUUGUACGUGGGAUCCAUAAAGAAAGGCUUCAUUACUGUCAUCCGUUCCGUGUUCUCUUCUUUUCAUCUUUUGUGGGCGGUCGAGAGAGGCAGUAGAAUGAUUACCUGUGUUUUACAUAUUUGAGUGAAUGAUUUCUUCGUUCUGUAGUUAAUGUUUUGAUUUCGGACUCAGAUGUAACCGUUGCUGCUUGAGAAAUAGAUAUUUAGUACUGUAAAUCAAGCUAACUGUGUCACAAUAAAAAUGUGAGUUUUUAGAAGACUGCUUAUAGAUCUGGACUAAUAUUUAGUCAGUUAUAUUAAAAUGUAUGCCGAUGUAGCUCCACAACUACCCAACACUAGGAUAAAUCUCAAUUUGGGCUUCUUUUCUUUUUAUUGUCAUUUUUGAAAUUGUCAAUUGUGCACCACUUUGUCGGUACUUACAUGUGUCAUGGAUCUUUCAGCUACAAUGGAGCUUGCACUGAGAUCUUGGUGAAAGAGAUGUAAUAUGAUGCACACAGUAAGUGGCAAGACUUUUCUGAUACACGUUACUAAUUUAUUGCAUAACACAGAAAUCACUACAGUGCAUAAUAUCGGACAUCUGACCACUGGUUUCAUUGACUGGUUCUGCGAGAGGUGUCGUCCGUUGGCAGAACAGGAGCGAUAGUCAUUUGUUGCAGUUAUUCAGACAAUGCUCAUCAAUGGGGAUCCACUGUUGUACAGUGUAAGUGCACGAUAGCGAAACAAAAACCCGUCAAUUGUAUCUGUGAAAAGCUAUUUUAACCAAUAAAU
Molecule: messenger RNA, 3983 nt
Organism: Xiphias gladius (swordfish)
Lineage: Eukaryota; Metazoa; Chordata; Actinopteri; Istiophoriformes; Xiphiidae
Gene: gja1b
Product: gap junction protein alpha 1b
Exons: 2
Coding region: 229-1395 (388 amino acids)
Biological process (GO): heart development; cell-cell signaling
Cellular component (GO): connexin complex
Molecular function (GO): transmembrane transporter activity
Source: RefSeq, a predicted model, not a curated record